CUUGCAUUUUGUUUGUUUACAGAGUUCGGAAGCGAAACCGGUUAAUUUUUGACUUUGAAUUUGAAAUUAAUAUUGAACAAAUAAACAGUAAUGAGUGUUGAAUUUGGUGAAAUUAUUGAGCCUUCAACGCGAGCAUUCUGGGAUGAUUACGAUGAAAGCGAGGAUGGUGCUGCACCUUUGCUACCAUACGAAUGGGACUGGUUAAACGAGGACAACACCGAACAAAAGAUCGACAACGUAAAAUUGCUGCUGAUUUUGGAAGGUCAAGCGAUAUCUAGUUUUGUUGGAACAGCUGUCUUGAAGGGCCGAUCGCCAAUCUGUCGGUUGAACAAUGGAUCCACCAGCAUUUACUACAACCCCGAUAAAGCUACAUUGAUUUGUCUGUCCGAAGAAAAGGAUCUUAAUAACUUUGGUCGUAUAACUGAAAAACUGGUGCACUGGCUCGGAUCUGCCGAGCAAGUUGCUGCUGUUUCGUUCCAACCAAGUGUAAUGCACAAAGGAACCAGUUCCCGCGAGACGGAAGAAGCAUGCUUUAUUCAAGCAAUCAAUGGACAAGUUAAAACAAUCCCAGAACUGGAAGCGCCAAACGUUAUUACUGGAAUUUCGGCAGGUGCACUCAGUUACAGAAAGUUUAAAGACCUGGAAGCAUCUGCAUAUGUGUGCUAUUUAGAUUCGUCGGUUUUGGAUUCGGUUUCUACCAAACCGAUUCUGAGAUUGCUCAACUCUCUGUCUGUUGAUUGCGAUCUGAGUUAUCAGCUCAAGUUCGUGGAUGGCUCGAACCUGUAUGUGUAAAUAAAGCGUAACAGUAUGGUGGUUGGUUCUUAAAACAUUUUUUUUUAUUUUACGUUUUCCAUCACAAGCUUAAUUCCAAUUUCAGUUUUUUUAAUUAUCAACAAUUAAACCAUGGGU
Topomyia yanbarensis is the source of this 909-nucleotide messenger RNA. RefSeq lists its product as uncharacterized. NCBI's taxonomy places the organism in Eukaryota, Metazoa, Arthropoda, Insecta, Diptera, Culicidae. Gene Ontology annotation, biological process: proteasome core complex assembly. Gene Ontology annotation, cellular component: endoplasmic reticulum. The transcript is spliced from 2 exons. Gene Ontology annotation, molecular function: proteasome binding. The record is from RefSeq and is a predicted model, not a curated record. The coding region runs from base 91 to 792 and encodes 233 amino acids.